CAAUACCAACGGGCGGAUCGACUGAUCUGAUGAAUAGGAGCGACUCUGUUGUUAAGUGCGUUCCGGCCCAAAUUGUCCCCUGAUUGUAUUAUUUAUUAAUCUAUUAGAAGCAGAUUGGUGUUUUUUUAUUUUUAAUAUUUGCAUUGGAUCUUCUCUGUAUUAUGCUUGUUAUUAUUUGUUCAAAUACCUUUCACGUGUACAAAAAUACCCAAGGUUUUUUUCAUUUGUUUCCUGACACAAGAUAUCACAUUAUUUUUACAUACAGUUACCCAUUUAUACAGUUGGGUUUUUACUGGAGCAAUCUAGGUAAAGUACCUUGCUCAAGGGUACAGCAGCAGUGUCCCCCACCUGGGAUUGAACCCACGACCCUCCGGUCAAGAGUCCAGAGCCCUAACCACUACUACUGAUAUCUUGUAACAAUUGUAAGUCACCCUGGAUAAGGGCGUCUGCUAAGAAAGAAAUAAUAAGGACAUUCAUUAAUUUGACGUCUGCAAAUGUGUUUGUUCUUUUUGUGUAUAACCUGGCCCCGGUCAUGUCUAGUUUAUUUUUCCUCCAUCCUUUAUUGUGACUGAGCUGGAGUAACUACUGUGACUUGGAGUUUUUAUGAAUAUUUGAUUACAGUAAAUAUUCUUUCCUUUGUAGAAUCCACACGUCCCACAAACAGGUCUGUGAAGUUCUUAUCCGGUUGGUGAAGAAGGAACAGCGGAGAUGAAUCCCGCAGCGCUCUCGAUUCUUCUCCUGUCUGCCGCGGCAUUUUUUUUCACGGUUACACAGAUUUCUCCAUUUGAAAUAAAAAAUGUGAGGACCCAACACCAAUGGACAUGGCUGAAGAUGCCCUUGAUGAUAAAUAUCGCGCCUGUAGAGAUGAAAUGUUAAAAAAAUUUAACCGUGAAUAUAUUCUUCUAAAAGAAUUAAAUGCAUACAAAGAAGUACGACAGGCAUGGAUAGAAGCAGAAGAAAGAAUGAAGAAGCUAAACUCUCAGGAACUGAGUCUUCUCCAAGCCACGGCAAUCCAUGUUUACACUAUGGACAGUAAGCAUAGUCACAGCUCCACGUUAAACAAAGCAGUUAGAACAGUAGGAAAAAAUUACAGCAACUUUCCAUUCAAGGCGUGGCAUUUUCAUUUGACAGACGCCCUGCAAACACUGAAAGCCAAGGAGCCGAAAUGCUAUGACGUGUUCAGAGGAGUACAAAAUCGUACGAAGGUUGUAGGGGACAUUGUACGUUUUGGGUACUUUGCUUCAACCUCUGAAAACAAAAGCGUGGCAGAGGGGUUUAGAAAAGGAACAGGGGGCUCCACAAAAGGAACAUUGUUCACAAUAACAAGCUGCUUUGGUGUGUCCAUUGAAAAGUAUUCAUACAAUAAAUCGCAACAAGAGGUGCUCAUUCCACCUUUUGAAAUAUUUCGAGUGACUAAAGUGAAUGGAAAUGAAAUCCAACUGGAACAUAUUAUGGGAGGCGCCACUGUGUUUAAAAUCCAGCACACUCUGACUGUCUUCUGUGUUAUUUGGCCACUCAUACUCAUGCAAACACACUAGAUACCUCUGUAUUACUCUAUUACUA
This is a messenger RNA of Acipenser ruthenus (sterlet), 1563 nucleotides long. Its product is annotated as NAD(P)(+)--arginine ADP-ribosyltransferase 1-like. The transcript has 2 exons. The record is from RefSeq and is a predicted model, not a curated record. The coding region runs from base 816 to 1538 and encodes 240 amino acids. Gene Ontology annotation, molecular function: NAD+-protein-arginine ADP-ribosyltransferase activity; NAD+ poly-ADP-ribosyltransferase activity. Lineage: Eukaryota; Metazoa; Chordata; Actinopteri; Acipenseriformes; Acipenseridae.